ACCUAUGAAUUUCAACCUUCCAUCGUCAAUUCGAUAACUUUUACAUCUUCUAGUAAGACGGUCGGGGGAUUGAAGAAUAAUCUACAAGCAGGCGUUUUCCCCGGUGCGCGGAUACUUAUAUAUCGUCGCCUUUUUAUGCACCCAGAUAGGGUGGUACAAUUGUCCCUUCAAUUGAUACUUUUUUGACCGCAGUGAUAAUGGAAGAUAAAAUAAUGGAGGAUAAAACAAUGGAUUCUACUAUCAAAGAGAAAGAAGGCGAUGCGUCCACAACGCCGGUUGAAACUGCAGCGCCAUCCGAACCAGCGCAAGUUUCGGCCCCCAAAGCAUCAAGCCCGGCGCCAAGUACAGCUAGUUCCACUGGUCGCCCUCCCUACAUCCCGCAGUUCUCGACAGUGACCCAGAUGAUCCUGAAGCGGAUAAAUUCCAAGCCAGGCAGUCUGUCGUCGGCGCUAUCAUCCGCGUCGUCCACCAUGGCCAAGACGAGCAUCGAAAAGUCAGCUUAUGAGGAUGCCAAGAGACGUCUCGUCAUGAACAUGAACACGUCCCUAACCAUGCCGAUGCCUAUGCCCCUGCCCAAGCAGUCGACCUCUUCGGCCAAGCAAAAACCAUCAGCCCCCACAACCAUGCGCAUGCCCAUGAACGACGCCUUCCAGCUACGCACGCCAGCGCCUGCCAAGUCCCAAACCCAAGCCGUAGCCAAGUCAUCGUCCGCAACUUCAGCCCAGGCGGCGCAAAAGACUCUCGCGCCCAAACCCAAGGGCAAGGCUCCGCGCGGCACGAAGCGCAAGCGCGGCAAAGACGACGACGAAGACGACGACGCGACCUCGAGUCUCAGCGACCUAUCCGAGAGCGAAGGCUCCGGCACCGUCGCCGCCGCUGCCGCCGCCGCUUCCACCAGCGCGAGGGAUUGCCAGUCCGUACUCACUAUGACAAAGUCCGGCCGGCAAGUGCAGAAGCCGUCGCAGUACAACCCGUCAGCGCAGUCCGCGCGCGACGCCGCGGCGGCGCAGAAGCGCAAGGCCUACGGCAAGCGCACGCCGGAACAGGCGCUGUGCAAAGUGUGCACUCGCGGACUGAGCUUGGCCGCGAACCAGAUCGUGUUCUGCGACGGGUGUAACUGCUGCUGGCAUCAGAUGUGCCACGACCCGUAUAUCGACGACGACUACGUCAGCAACGAGUCGCGUUCGUGGUUUUGUCGCGGAUGCAUGGCGAAGCGGGAGAGGCAUCUGGCCCGCAAGAAGAGCCUCGAGGGUUUCAAGGGGGUGAGUUGGGCAGCUAAGAGCGCUGAGCAGAAACGCACCUAUCUCUCAGGUGUUCCUCAUACACAGCUCGUCAACAUCAUCAUGUACAGCACAGAACUCCACCCCGAUCUCCCCAUCUUCCCCGCCCACGAACCUAAACGCGGCGGCGCUCAAGCGGGCCGCCCGUCUUCGUACGAUAGCGCGCGCGUGAAGACCGACUCCAACAUCAACGUCGGUCCGACACACUACUCCAGCAAGGUAUCAACGCCAGACUCGCAUUCCGUGACCGUGAAGACCAGCACCGCCAAGGGCAACGCCGCCGAGAGCCAAAACCAAGCAGCGAGGGAAUCGUCGACGGAGUCCGUGCCCGCGGCCUGGCCUAAAGUCGGACAGGGAUGUCUAGCAGGCGUGGAGAUGGAUGAGGAUGAUCUGAAAGAUGAUAAUGACUACGAGGCUUUUAGCGUCACUACGUAUGACGCGAAAGGCAAGAAGGUCAUGGAGAACGGCAUGGCUGUAUAAAGUCAAAUGCGAUAGCAUGCCGUUGUAAUAGGGAUGGCCGUUGAGCCUUUGAUUUGGAAUGACGGAUCGGAGUAGGAAGGUUAAAUGGUAGUCAAAGGACGUGAGGCUAUUGUAAGCUCG
This is a messenger RNA of Annulohypoxylon truncatum, 1880 nucleotides long. RefSeq lists its product as uncharacterized. The transcript has 3 exons. NCBI's taxonomy places the organism in Eukaryota, Fungi, Ascomycota, Sordariomycetes, Xylariales, Hypoxylaceae. Gene Ontology annotation, cellular component: nucleus. The record is from RefSeq and is a predicted model, not a curated record. Gene Ontology annotation, molecular function: chromatin binding; DNA binding. Gene Ontology annotation, biological process: chromatin organization; regulation of DNA-templated transcription. Bases 198 to 1760 code for a protein of 520 amino acids.